AUGGAAGAUUUUGAGCAACUAUCUGAUUUAAAAGCAAACGUUUCUAAAAGUUCAUUAUUUUGUUCAGGUGUUUCGGAUAGAAUGAAAGGUCUUUUGCUGGAGGAUCUGCAGAUGAAGGAGGGUUCAUUCCCUGUCCGUUAUUUGGGAGUUCCUCUAAUUUCUUCCAAAUUAUCUGCUGCUAAUUGUAGAUUGCUUUUGGAUAGAAUUUCUGGUCGGAUGGUUUCUUGGACUUCAAAGAACCUUUCCUUUGCAGGAAGAGUUGUCUAUGAUUCCCAAAGUAAUCUUAAUGCGAAGCUGGAUUCGAUUUUGAAGAACGGUUUGUGGUGUUGGAAACCAGCCCGAUUUGAGACCCUUGUUGAAAUUCAGUGUCGUCUUCCUGUGGUGCAGAUUGUAGAUGCUAAUAUGCCUAUAUGGACCAUUUCCAAGAAUGGUUCUUAUGUUAGUUCUGACACUUGGGAGUCUUUGAGGCAAAAGAAAAGCUUAGUUCCAUGGUGGUCCCUUGUUUGGUUCCCCCAGGCCAUUUCGAAACAUGCAUGUUUGUUAUGGCUAGCUGUUCAAAACCAUUUGACCACUAGUGAUAGGCUUUUGUCAAGGGGCUUCUCGGGUGAUACUAGUUGUGUUUUGCUUAGUAGGACGUUGUGGAUGAAGGCUGUAAAAAUUGGAAAACAAAAUUUAUGUUUGGAGUGGUCUGUUGCUUGGUGUUAA
Messenger RNA from Alnus glutinosa, 705 nucleotides. RefSeq lists its product as uncharacterized. The record is from RefSeq and is a predicted model, not a curated record. Bases 1 to 705 code for a protein of 234 amino acids. The transcript has 2 exons. NCBI's taxonomy places the organism in Eukaryota, Viridiplantae, Streptophyta, Magnoliopsida, Fagales, Betulaceae.